UUCCUUCUUCUAAUAGGAUGGUUAUCGUGUGUCCUUCAUGACUGAGCUGCGAUUGUUAUUUGCCUUAAUGCUUGGGAGUAAAAGAAAAUAUGUGGAUCCAACCAAAGCUGUACAGAUACUAAAGGAAGCUCUCAAAUAUAACGGGAGUGAAAGCAAUCCAGGAAACCAACAGGAUGUCAGUGAGUUCACCCAUAAGCUGCUUGAAUGGCUGGAAGACUCAUUUAAAGUUAGCCACAACAGCGGUACUGACGGCACUCCAGUUAGGAACGGUAAAGACCUAAAUCCUGUGGUCGAAUUGUUUUUCGGCGAGUCUAAUGUUGAAGGUGUCUACGAGGGUAAGACCUUCAGCAAGAAAGAAACAUUUGGAGCGUUUCCCCUGCAAGUUCAAGGAUAUGGUGAACUUCAUGACAGCUUAGAAGGAGCCAUGGCUCAAGUAGAGAUUGAACCAGUGGGUCCUGAGGGAUCACAAAAGUCUGGACAGGAGCACUGGUUCACUCGCCUUCCUGUUGUACUCAAGUUCAUGCUCUCCAGGUUCCUAUUUAAUCAAUCGACAGGCAGAGCAGAAAAAAUACACGAGAGAUUUUUUUUCGACCGUGUCAUCUUCAUGGACCGGUACAUGGAGCCUAACAAGGAAAUAACGAGAACCUACAGAGAAGAGGUGAAGAAAUUGAAAGACCGAAGAGCCAAGCUUAAAGGCAGCCUUGAAAAGUAUCUCAAGUAUGGUCAAGGGUCUAGACGUUGUGCUAUCCAAGAAGUUCUAGACAGCGCUCUAUCGUUCGUUCAAAGCACUCCCCCAUCAAGCGAUGAACUCGAUUCCGAUGUUGAUGUUGAUAUGAAAACUCCUCUGUCUGGCUCACCCACACCCAUGAGCACCACGGGAAUGGUAACAGACGCACACUCACCUACCUCCUCUCCAUGCCCUUUGUCCGAUGUACGGUGGACCCCUGCGCCUCGUCACGUGACAGAAACGGAAGUGGCUGUGCUGGAGGGCUGUUUGAGGCGGUGGAAGCAAGAGAUGGAACAGGAUGUUAAAGAUCUAAACACCCACCUUCGAGAAACCGAAGACGCCAUUUCCAAUAUAUAUGACGAUGCAAGUCUCAAGAAGUUACCUUACCGUCUUCACGCAGUCCUUGUCCACGAGGGUCAAGCUUCAGGCGGCCAUUACUGGGCCUACAUUCAAGAUCCCAGUCAACAGAGAUGGUGUAAGUUCAAUGACAUUACAGUCAGUGAAGUCACGUGGGAAGAGGUAUCCCGUGAGUCUCUCGGUAACUAUCGUCACGUGAGUGCGUACUGCCUCAUGUAUAUUGACGCUCGUCGUGAGGGUUGCAUCGGCGCCGGUGGUAGUAUACAGGAGUUGCCAUUGGACUUGAAGGAGCUUGUCGAUAAAGAUAACGCAGAGUUCGAAAACGAGAUGAGAGAUUGGGACGAGAAACAACUCGCUAAAACGGAGAACCAAUGUAAAGCGAUAGUUCCCAGACCAGACGUUGUUAUUGAAACUGAGUCCAGUACACAGACUCGUGACACAGAAAAUGAAGAGAACACCGAGCUGAACUCACUAGCCGAGGCUGCAAGGAGCUUGGGCGUAGAGGAAGCACUUACAAAGUGGUGCAUUGAACAAAGGACCAAUCUGGAGAAGAUAUCGCGAGAAUACUCACCAGACCACCCUGGGGAUGUGCGCCUGGAGCAUUUUGCAAUUUAUUUAAUGAAGUGUAAAGCCCCAGACAAGGCAAUCCAUUUGGCCAUACUGGAACAAAUUGUGGAUGAUAUCAAGACACAGGAGGAGGAUACGCUCCUUUUGGUAAAACAGUGGGGGCAGAACAGAUUGAACGCAGAGAGAGAAGGAGCAAAUAUUGCAUUCCAGGGUUGGAAAGAGAAGUACAGCCAAUUCCAAAAAGUGAAUACUUGUUUCCUGACGGGUCUUGAGCAUCUACACAAUUCGAAAUUUCGUGAAGCAUUACCUUAUUUGGUACACGCCUAUACAUUGAAUUCUAAGCUUCUCAAUCCAGGCUCUCCCGGCCAAGCCAUGGACGAGAAACUGCUGGCCCACUACCGGCGCGUUUGCUUUCUUCGUUUGAAUGAGUUGGCAGUACGGAUGUUUGAGGGUACCGAUUGGAAAUCGGCAUGCGCGGGUCUGGAGUUAGUCAGCGAACUGGUGGUGCCAUGUAUACCACGACUCAUUGCUUCACUCGAUGCUGACGAUGCAGCAGCUGUGGAGCAGGUCAGAAGCUGUUGGUGUAACUUCUUGGGAUUACCUCUUGAUGAUCGCCAUCGUGUAAAACUCGAAGAAUACCUUCCAAAGCUUCUUGAUGUUACAAGUGAAUCUUGCUCUGAAAUCAAAGCACCACCGAUUCUUCGACCAGUAAGCUCACGUGACCUCUGCGAUAGAUUUGUCCGGGCGAUGGAAUUAGUGCACGCCAAUCCCAAUGCUUUUACGACGUAACGAAGCAGAGCCGAACACGAACCGAAGCUCAUGGAGACCUUCCCUUCCUCGCCGAACAAUAUCGCUCACGUUCUUCUCUUUUCGAGCAAAACAAAUAAACAUUUCCGUCCAUUUCUCUCAAUGGAAUACUGCAACAGCCUGGUAAAAAGUUUCAAUUCUUCAAAGCGUUCGGAUGUUUCUGUACAUACAACAUGAAUAAAUAAACUGCGUUGUAUUUAAGAAUUUCAAGCUAAGUUCAUUUGUUGGAUUAAAUAAAUGACUACGGACUUUA
This is a messenger RNA of Stylophora pistillata, 2711 nucleotides long. Its product is annotated as ubiquitin carboxyl-terminal hydrolase 25. Gene Ontology annotation, cellular component: cytosol; nucleus. Lineage: Eukaryota; Metazoa; Cnidaria; Anthozoa; Scleractinia; Pocilloporidae. Gene Ontology annotation, biological process: protein deubiquitination. Gene Ontology annotation, molecular function: cysteine-type deubiquitinase activity. The record is from RefSeq and is a predicted model, not a curated record.